Messenger RNA from Macroventuria anomochaeta, 849 nucleotides. RefSeq lists its product as uncharacterized. Gene Ontology annotation, molecular function: serine-type endopeptidase activity. NCBI's taxonomy places the organism in Eukaryota, Fungi, Ascomycota, Dothideomycetes, Pleosporales, Didymellaceae. The record is from RefSeq and is a predicted model, not a curated record. Bases 1 to 849 code for a protein of 282 amino acids. The transcript is spliced from 2 exons.
AUGAUAUCCUCAGGGUUUACAAACGCACCUGUCUCGCAAUUCCUCGUCUUCGGAACCGUCAUCGGCGCUCUCGUCGCUACCAUCACCGACACAAGAUACUACCUGCCUGUUGCUGUUGUACCGCACAUUUGGGGCUAUGGACAGCUAUGGCGGUUUGUGACGUGGGGCUGGGUGUUUACGAAUAGCACCGAGGUGCUGUUUGGCGUGUUGGCUUUCUACCAGCUGAGGGUCGUGGAAAGGCUGUGGGGGAGCCGGAAGUUUCUUUCCUUUCUCGUCGCAACCCUCCCAUACACAACCCUUCUCCCCCCGAUCCUCCUAACCUUCGUCCUCCGCCCCCUCACGUUCGGAUAUAUAAACUACCUGCCCUCUGGUCCGACCAGUAUCCUCUUCGCCCUCCUCGCAAACUACUACGCCGCUGUCCCAUACACAUACAAAUACCGCAUCGCCCCUUCUUCCCCUUCCUCCACCGCCCCCACCACAGCACAACAAGCUACCAGCAUCUGGUCACGCAGCAUCACGAUCACGAGCAAAGCGGCGUCCUACCUCCCGCCCUUCCAACUCGCGCUCUCCCAGUUCCCCGGCUCUUUGCUCGCGGCUGCCGUGGGCUGGGCGGUCGGGACAGCAUAUCGUCGCGACUUGCUGCCUGGAGCGUCCGGGUGGAGGGUGCCGGGGUGGAUGGUUGGGCAGGAAGAGGGCGACAAGGGUGGGUUCGAGGGGCUGAGACAGAGACUGGAGAGUGAGAGGGGGGACGGGGCGAGUACGGGGAUCCUGGCGGGGGAGACGGGCGGGGCGAGGCAGAGGAGGACGUUGGGAGAGAUGAUUGGGGGGCAGUUUGGGGCCAGGGGGUAG